Physella acuta is the source of this 3419-nucleotide messenger RNA. Its product is annotated as nonsense-mediated mRNA decay factor SMG8. Lineage: Eukaryota; Metazoa; Mollusca; Gastropoda; Physidae. The record is from RefSeq and is a predicted model, not a curated record. Gene Ontology annotation, biological process: nuclear-transcribed mRNA catabolic process, nonsense-mediated decay.
CGACCUUCCAAGAUGGCAUCCCCCUUUGACAAACUUUUUGGUUUUCCACUUCAGUUUGAUUUAAGUAAUGUGCCAAACUCAGAUGCCAAAAUUUGCAUUGUUUCAAUUUUUGGUAAAAGUCGUUUGAAUCCAUUUUGUAGCAAAGCUACUCCUCUAAACCCUAUUGUCAAUAAAGAUAUAUUUCAAGGAUCUGAAGGUUUUAUUCAAAAGCAGAUCCAGGAUGGUAAUAUUGAAUGCUAUUAUGAUGCUGACAACAGAGUUAUGUUCCUGCAUCUUCUCUCCUUCUAUGACACAAACCUUCUGGUCAAGAAAUGUGAGCAGCUUGACCAAAAUAUCAAUGCACAAGAUUUGUACAAACUUUGUAAAGACGACGAUCUCCAACAUGCUAAAUCCCUUUUGCUGCUCUUCAACCUUUCUCACAUUAUACUGCUGUGUCACCCAAGUAGUACAUUUGAUUUGUCAUAUCUCAAACUAUUUCAUAUAUUGGACAACAUAAGAUUGAAAGUACAAACAAGUAUAGUUGAAAUAUUGGCCACUGUCUCGGGUGUCUCCAAGGACUGGGCCAACUUUGGUCGUGUCUGCACCCCCAGAAUGCUGUUUGUCUUUGAGACGCCUGCCAUUGAUGUUCAACCUGAGGAUUUAGACAGCAACUCUUUAAAAGCUUCAAAAAAAUACCCACCGCUGAAAAAGCUACAAAUGUCUAUAGAAGAUAUGAUAUUCAGAAUAUUAAGAAAAACCAGAGCCAUCACUAAUAUCUCCAACAACUCACUUUUCUCUGUACCAAUCAACCAACCGUAUGUCUACCUUUGUGCCAAGAAGAAUGAAGUGUCUGACCCAGUGGAUUUUAUCCAGGCUCUGAUGAGACAAAAUUGUUGCCCUACACAAGAAGACACUCAAACAGCCAAUCAGAAACCUAAGCCAUACAGCUGCAGUAGAAGAAAGCUGAACGCAAUGGUACCAGAUCCCCUUCCUCUCUCGGCUCCGUCCAACUUUCCACCAUCCACCCUCUCCUCAUCCGCAGCCAAGUUUCCUCUUGUUACGUCAGGAUCCCGGAACCAAGACCAGAGUUUCAAAGAAUUUCUCUGGCAGCACAUUGAGAUGGUGUUUUCAAAAACUAUCAAUGAUAAUGUUGGCCGGCAUGGAAUUGAUCCGAUUUUUGAGUUGCCAACCCUGGGAGUUUGGCUUCUUGCAGCCAAUAAACUCCACAAGUACAUCUUAACAGAAGCCAGCGAUACCACACCAGGCCAGCCAUUUACUAUACUAAAAAAUAUGCUGGACGUUAGCAUGAGAUUCUCUGAAAAUCGAUGCAACAAGGUUCUUCCCAUGGCUGAAAAUGCUUACCAGCAGGACUUACCUCCCUUCUAUAUCACAUCCUAUCACCAGAGCAGGGUCAACAAAGUUAAGCGCUUAUUUGCCCAGUAUGCCAGAGGACCAGCCUAUGAGAAAUACUUGAUGGAGCUAGAAGCUUCCUGUGAGAGAUACUGGAAAGCUGGAAGACAACAGUGUGAGGCUCUGUCUUUAACUGGAAAUCUUUGUACAAAUAAGAUCCACCGUACACCUACUGAGAAACCCUCAGGCCCUGAAGACAAGAGAGCCGUGUCAGAACACUCAAGUCAGAUAAAAACCAAAGCUGCUUGCAACUGUGGUAGACUCCAGGCUGAUAAAGAUGACCCUUUCAACCAUAAGAGUGCAAACUAUGAAUUUUACCAGAGCCUUGAAACCAGCUGCUGUAGUAGACUGGAACACAUAGCCCUGCCAGUGUUCUCAUCCACAACAAGUGAUGUGCCUCGUGCAGCCAGCAUUCCCUCCUCACCAGAGCAGCCAGAGACACAGGUGCUGGCUCAAGAUAACACAGCCAAAGACACAGAAAAGACAGACGCGUUUUCAACUCUAUCGGAACUAAGCUUAGCUUUAAGUUUAGGUCAGUAUGCACCCACAGGUCCUGAGCCUGAGCCAAAAGUUAGCCAGGUUGAAGAUUUAAGGGAAGAAACUCAGCCCCAGGAAGCAGACCUGCAGCUUGAUGAAGAAGCAGAAUUAAAACUCAGCAACCUUAUUUCUACAGAAGAGCAAACCUCUAAAGCAAAAACCAUGCCCAAUCGUCAGCACUCAACAACAGAAUAUUUGCCGUACAUGAUCCAUACAAAAUCACCAGUUGGUUUGUUGCCCAUGUUCUCCUCCUUCUCCUUGUGUAAGCUGGGAUCUAGCAGUAGCUAUGCCCAUAUGAUUGGCUUGGAGCUGCCUGGAUUUCUACCUGGAAGUAAUUUCCUUCUUCCCUGGGACAUCCCUGUAAAGUCUGAAGUCGACAAGUGGCCAUCGGUGUCUGAAACAUUUGGGGGUGGGAAGAAACGACAGCUGAGAAAGAUUUCAAAACCUGUCAUAGAGACUGUAGAAACAGUCUCCGUCAGGGUAUAUUUAGGAAUGGAGUAUGAGUGUCCCAGAGGUCAUCGCUUCUUCUGCAGCGGACCAGAUAAAGUUAUUAAAGUAUCUUCCAAUAGUAUUGUCAAAGACAAUGCUAGUCGUCUGGUGCAAAUGGACAUGCCACUUUACACAGCUUGUCACUGCAAACAACCCAAGGGUUGCAUGUCUCAAAUGAUGAGGGUCUAUAUCGUCACGCCGCGUGAUACAUCAAGCUGUCAACCAAUCAGAAUUCAGAUCAACCCAUUCAUUCAGCCUGGCCCCGCCCCUUGCCCUCUGUUCCAUCCUGGGCUUGACACACCUGUGGAGCUUCCACCUGAUGGAGUUUGGGUACUUCGGCUGCCACACAUCUACCAAGAUGAGCACUGCAUCUACCUAAUGCCCAAUGACCAUCAGCAGUUUCACAAUUGUUUUGUGCAAAAGUCCAUGUUUAACUACAGAAGUUUGUAAUGUCUUCACUUCCUGACUUGGUUUCUAGCUACAGUAGCUUUUGGCGACAAUGGAUCUGGCUUGAUUUUGACCUUUAAUGUUUCCAUUUUAAACUGGACUUCAGCUUCACACACUUUAUCUGCAGGCCAACAUUUUUUUGACCUGACUCAAUGUUAGUUAAUCUUAAUCUAGACCUAACAUCCUGUUAGUUUAACAUAAUGUUGCCAUCUUGAUCUGUUACUAGUCUUAAGGAGCACCUAAUUUGAAUUCCCAAAUGUCAUUUUAAAAAAUCAUGACUAAAUUGAAAACCUUUUUAAACCCUGUCAAUAGUAAAUUUUUGAACAAAGAUGUGUUGACAUCAGGUUACUUUCCUUGAAACCUCUGUCCAGUAUUUUUUUUUUCAUGGCAUUAGGAUGUCAUCAUUGUUGCUUUAUAUUUUGUCUUUCUUGUAAAUAGUUGAUUAUUAUGUAGAUAAAUGUUUCCUUGAUACAUUUUACUUUAUUUAUUAACCUUGAACAUGUUUUUUGGUUGUUUUGCUCUUAAUGUACAGUGUACAAUAAAGUAUAAAUUUUGAA